AUGGUGACCAUAUAUCGCACACACACUAUCUCUCUCGACAUGGUGACCGUAUAUAUAUAUAUAUAUAUAUAUAUAUAUAUAUAUAUAUAUAUCUCUCUCUCUCUCGACCGUGUAUAUCUCUCUCUCUCUCUCUCUCGACCGUGUAUAUCUCUCUCUCUCUCUCUCGACCGUGUAUAUCUCUCUCUCCCAAUAUAUCUCUCUCUCUCUCUCUGUAUCUCUCUCUCUAUCUCUCUCUCUCUCUCUCUUUGUUCUCUCUCUCUCUCUCCUGUACUUGUCUCUACCGUGUAUCUCUCUCUCUCUACCGUGUAUCUCUCUCUCUCUCUCUCUCUCUCUACUUUCCGUGUAUCUCUCUCUCUCUCUCUCUCUCUCUACUUUCCGUGUAUCUCUCUCUCUCUACCUCUCUCUCUCUCUACCGUGUAUCUCUCUCUCUCUCUCUCUACCGUGUAUCUCUCUCUCUCUCUCUCUACCGUGUAUCUCUCUCUCUCUCUACCGUGUAUCUCUCUCUCUCUCUACCGUGUAUCUCUCUCUCUCUCUCUCUACCGUCAAGUGUCUCUCUCUCUCUCUCUCUUUUCUUUCUCUCUCUCUCUCUCUCUCUUUUCUUUCUCUCUCUCUCUCUCUCUUUUCUUUCUCUCUCUCUCUCUCUUUUCUUUCUCUCUCUCUCUCUCUUUUCUUUCUCUCUCUCUCUCUCUCUUUUCUUUCUCUCUCUCUCUCUCUUUUCUUUCUCUCUCUCUCUCUUUUCUCUCUCUCUCUUCUUUUCUCUCUCUCUCUUCUUUCUCUCUCUCUCUCUUCUUUCUUACUCUCUCUCUCUUCUUUCUCUCUCUUCUUUCUCUCUCUCUCUCUUCUUUCUCUCUCUCUCUCUUCUCUCUCUCUCUCUCUCUCUCUCUCUUUCUCUUUCUUCUCUCUCUCUCUUCUCUUUUUCUCUCUUUUCUCUUCUUUGAUUUCUUUUUUUUUCUCUCUCUCUCUCUCUUUUUUCUCCUUUUUCUCUUCUCUCCUCUUUUCUCUCUCUCUCUCUUAAUUUUUCUCCUUUUAAAUUCUCUCCUCUUUUUCUCUCUCUCUCUCUCUCUUCUUUUUCUCCUCUUUUCUCUUCUCUCCUCUUUUCUCUUUUUUAAAUUCCUUAUCUUCUUGCUUGAUGGUGACAUUUUUUUUCUUUUUGUUUUCAGGUGCUCUCGCUGCCACCAGCGGCUGACAAAUUGGUACUUUGAAAAAGGGGGACAGUUGUUUUGUCGGCAGGAUUACUGGACAAUAUAUGGGGAUGCUUGCCAUGGAUGCUCAGAACUGAUUGCAGGCCCUGUCAUGGUGGCAGGAGAACAUCGGUACCACCCUGAAUGUUUCCAGUGCUGUAGAUGCUACAGCUACAUCGGAGAUGGAGAGGGAUACGCCUUGGUGGAGCGGACCAAACUCUACUGUGCUUACUGCUACAACAACGUGAUGAAGCCAAAGUUCACCGAGAUGCCAGAAAACAGGAAGCCGCAUUCCAUCCAGUUAGUGGAAAUCCCAGCCACCCCAGACAAGGGGAGCCGUGGGGUGCAUUUAACAGUAGAGAAAUCUGCUUACACUCCAUUCCACAGGGGAGCAUCCCAUCUCAUCCGUAUUGCUGGUCUUGACAGUAACCCUGCACUCAAUUCCUUAAAUGUCGGUGACAAGAUCCUGGAAGUAAAUGGCACAGCAGUAAAAGAAAAAUCUUUUGAGGAGAUUGAUUCAUUGAUGAAAAAUACAAAUGAAGCUAUCCAGUUGACUGUGGAGACGGAUGCAAGUCCAGUUGUUGGCAAUUCUCCGUCCAAGGAGGCCAGUGGAAGUGUCUCCAGUCCUGAACCAAGCUCCCCCACAGAGAUUGACGUGGAUGGCGUGCGUGUACCGCUUAGACGGAAGUCUUUGUUAAAAGCAAGGAAUUACAGUCCCUCAAAGCGGAGAAGCAAGUCUCCAUCGCCAGCUCCUCCUACCAGACAGAAGACCCUAGAAUUGACAAGGGCCCAUUCCUUCCGCUCACAACCACAGUCACACAGAGUAUUCCGCUCCAGUGACUUACAACCAGGAGAAGUGUUGGGGAAAGGAUUCUAUGGUCAAGCUAUUAAGGUAACCCACAAAACCACCAAAGAAGUUAUGGUACUUAAAGAAUUAACACGAUUUGAUGAAGAUGCACAAAAAAAUUUCAUGAAAGAGGUGUCUGUGUUGCGAAACCUAGACCACCCCAACGUGCUAAAAUUCAUGGGGGUUCUGUACAAGGAUAAAAAACUAAACCUUGUCACAGAGUAUAUAUCGGGUGGCACUGUCAAAGACCUUUUGCAUGAUAUGAAAAUUCCUUUGUCCUGGACAUGUCGAUCUAAAAUGUGCAAAGACAUUUCUGCAGGAAUGGCUUAUUUACAUUCUAUGGACAUUAUUCACAGAGAUCUCAAUUCUCAAAAUUGCUUAGUCAAAAAAGAUGGUACAGUGAUUGUUGCAGACUUUGGUUUGGCCCGUGUCAUCUCUGACCAAACUGACAUCCGGCGCCAAGACAGGAGGUCUACUGGGAAGUCAUCGUCGCCAAACAAGCGGUUUGAGCGAAAAAAACGAUAUACUGUAGUUGGAAACCCUUAUUGGAUGGCUCCAGAAAUGAUGACUGGUCAAAAAUAUGAUGAGAAAGUUGACAUUUUCUCCUUUGGAAUCAUGAUGUGUGAGAUCAUUGGCCGUGUAAUUGCUGACCCUGAUUAUCUGCCUCGAACCUUUGAUUUUGGUAUGAAUGCAGAGGUAUUCUCCAACAAAUAUUGCUAUGAUUGUCCUAAUUCACUCUUCAAGUUGUGUAUUUUAUGUUGUCAACUGACCCCAGAAAACAGGCCUCCAUUUGAGAAAAUUCACAUGAUGUGUGAAGCCUUGUUACUUCAUUUAGAACACAAAAUGGCCCUUCCUCCUGAGCUUCAGGUUGUGCUUGAAUGUUACCACAUGAGAAAAAAAAAAAAAAUACCCCUACCUUCAACCCAUACAAUUCCCUUCACUGUCUUUCAUAACCUUUAUCAAACAAAGCAAAUGAAGUAG
Molecule: messenger RNA, 3009 nt
Organism: Acanthosepion pharaonis
Lineage: Eukaryota; Metazoa; Mollusca; Cephalopoda; Sepiida; Sepiidae
Source: the annotation of a GenBank genome assembly